UAAUUAUCCAAUACUAUGAUUAUUAUUUAAAUUAAUAAUAAAAUUAAAAUAAUGGAGUAUAAAAGAAUUCAAAAACUACUUUUGACCGAAUAUGAAGACUUUACAGACAAAGUUUUAGUUGAAUCACCAUUUGCCCAAACUACAAGAGACGGUGAUGGACUGCAACAAGUCACUCUAGGAUUAACGUCAUCAAAAUUUAUAAUUGCUUCUGACAUUAUGAGAGUUAAUUCUGAAUUUAUUUGCCCGCCUGAAUUAGACUCCAGCAUUGAAUCAUUUGAAUUAGUUUCUAUUUACCCACUAAAUUAUAUUACUUUAAGUAUUUAUCGUCGCAGACGUAGAAAAACAUUGAAGGCAAGAUUUAUUGAUGGACAUAUAAAUUAUUACGAACUCAGUGGUAUGGAUAAAAAAGAAAUUUACUGGAAUUUAUGGUGUAAACAAGUAAGAAUAUUAUUAUCACACAAAGAAAAUGGAAGUUCAUUAUCAGAACCAACAGCUGCGAGUUCAACAAGCGUUAGUACUCUCUACAUUUCAUCAUCAUCAUCAUCAUCAUCAUCAUCGUCGUCGUCGUCGUCAUCAUCAGUUCAUUCACGAGUUGAUAAUAAAAUUUUAAGACUUGGAAUGGAUAGAAAUAUUAAUGUGUAUCGAGUAUGGGCACACUACGGUGGUGCAGGUGAUGGACAUUCACCUCAAUGGCAUAAAAAAGAUUUAUAUUUAGGGCCUUCUUAUAAUGAGCUCAGUUACGGAUAUUAUACUCCGAUUGUGAACCAAAUUACUGAAACCAAUUUCAGAAACAAAUUUAAUUCGUCGAGGGAUUUAAUACUGAGAACAUCAAAUAACUCAUGGUCCACUAAAACAAAACAUAAAAAAAAUGAAAAUAAAAUAAUAAAACCAGUACACAAUAAUGACGUCAGUAGUAAACGUAAAGUAAGAAUGAUAAAAAAAGAUACAGAUAAAAUUGCUAGAAAAUCAUCACGAGAGUCAUCAAAUAAUUCAAGUAAAACAUUAGUAUCAAAAUUAUCACGAUUUAAAUUUGGAAUUGACGAAAAAUGUAUUGCUAAUUUACAUCUCGAGCCACACUACGGCAAUCCACAUCACAUGAUACGAGUUAAACCAGCUUAUACGCUAAUGGAUCCAUACAAAUUAAUGGAGAGCGGUGUAAUUAUUUGGGAAAAAAAUAGUUAUGAAAAAAAAAAAUUAAGAAGAUGGGGAUUGGUACCAACAGCGCAUUUUCUUUAUGCACUAGGCCCUUGGCCAGUUACACCAGGUGACAGAAUAUCUCUUCAACGUAAAAGAUCUUCAAGUGCUGUUGCAAUACGUCGGCAUGGUAAUUUAGGGGUUGAUUUUAAAUUAAAUGUGUCAAAAAAACAAUUAGUAUCCUCUGCUUCUUUGAGCGCAAUAACGACAGUAUUUUCUCCAGUUGAAAUUACAAAUAAUAAUAAUAAUAAUAAUAAUAAUAAUAAUAAUAAUAAUAAUAAUAAUAAUAAUAAUAAUAAUAGUAAACAUUUUAUAUUAUUUUGGACACCUAAUUAUUGGUAUCGGCCAAGGUCAGCAAUUGCUUCCUAUCGUGAAUUACAUAAACACUUAAAUAAUUUACGUGAUUAUCAAUCAACAAAAAAAAAAUCAAAUAAAAUUUUUUUUUUACACAAAAAUAGUAUUAGCAAUAGUUUUGAUCAAAUAAAAACAUGUGAUAAAACAAAUUGUCUAAUGAAAAAAAUAUUUUCAAUGAAAGAUUUAAAAAAUACUAGUAAUAAUAGUAAUUAUAGUGGUUGUAGUAGUAAUUUUUAUAAUAAUCAAGAUAAUUCAAUAAAUCAUCUACGUAAAUUAUUAAAAUUGAAUUUAAAAAUAACAGCAUGGGAUUUAAAUAGUACAACGAUAGCUCAACAAUUAACAUUAAUUGACCGUGAUUUAUUUUUACGAAUUUCACUUACAGAAAUGGAGAUACUAAUUAUAAAAAAAUUAUCAAAAAAUACACCAAAUGUACGCGGUUGGAUUGCAUUUAGUCAUCGUAUAUCUUGUUUGAUAACAAGUGAAAUAUUAUCAAUUCAAAAAUUAAAUAUGAGAGCAAGAAUAUUGACACGAUUUAUUAAUGCGGCUUACAAAUGUUACAUUAUGGGUAAUUUCCAAUCGUGCCGUUCAAUUUUAGCAGGAUUACAAUCACCACCAAUUUAUAGAUUGAAAAAUACGUGGUCACGUUUAAAAACUCAUCAUUCAACUGCUUACGACAUUAUGUCCAAGUUGAGUAAAAUUUAUAAAAAUGCCCAAGGUAAAAUUUAUAAAAGAGCUUGGAGCAAAGCUGAGCAUUGCCCUCAGUUUAUGCCUUAUGUUGGUGAUAUUUUAGUACGAGUACUAAAAAUAAAUAAUUAUGAGUAUCUUGAUAGUUGUAAUUAUGAUGAUGAUGAUGAUGAUUUAGAUGAAACUCAAGUAAAAAUAAAAAGUAAAAUUAUAAAUUGGGAUGGUGGUUCUACUUUCAUAACCCAACAAUCCCAAGCUCUUAAUGAAAAUAUUAAUUCAAAAUACUUGGACCCAGUUGUAAUUAGUAAAGAAAAAAUUAAAAGUGAAAAAAAAAAUAUUAUUAACAAAAUAUUAAAUAGUUUUAUAAAAACCAAGAGUUCGAGUUUUAUGGAAGAGAAGAAAUAUGAAUUUUUUAUUGUAGCUAGACAAUUAUUAUUAGCACGUAAAUAUUUUAAUCGCUGGCAAACGGCUGUUAUUACGGCAAAAAUAAUUGCUCAAGACCAAAAAAAACGUAAUUUACGUUUUGCUCAUAAAAAAAAUAUAAAUAAACUUUUGAUAUGGUUCGAAAAUUGUCAAAAACACGCUCAGAAUUACGAUUACCCUGGACAUUCAUUCGCUUGGGAAUUUUUAUUAAAAGCAAGAUAUCGUGAGGACAGAGAAAAUUUUUCCAUCAGUAAAAUAUUAGAACCUUCAUUAGAUAUAUAA
This is a messenger RNA of Microplitis demolitor, 2937 nucleotides long. RefSeq lists its product as uncharacterized. Gene Ontology annotation, cellular component: plasma membrane. Lineage: Eukaryota; Metazoa; Arthropoda; Insecta; Hymenoptera; Braconidae. The coding region runs from base 52 to 2937 and encodes 961 amino acids. The record is from RefSeq and is a predicted model, not a curated record. The transcript is spliced from 3 exons. Gene Ontology annotation, molecular function: guanyl-nucleotide exchange factor activity. Gene Ontology annotation, biological process: Ras protein signal transduction; positive regulation of GTPase activity.